GUAGGUUUAGGCAAAUAGUAAGGAAACCCUCCUCAAUCAAGGAAGCAGAAGCCCCCGAGAGUCUAGUGAGAUAUGGCGAACGCAGAUGUGGAAGCAUUGGACUUCGAGCCAGAGGAUGACGACCUUAUGGACGAGGAAGGCACCGUCGAUAUCGACUCAACCUCCCUUCCCAAGAUCAAAUCCGCCAUCACAGGUGGUUCUUCCUACACCUCCUCCGCUCCUAAGAAGACUAAAGGCCGUGGCUUUCGCCAGGAACCUGAGGAAGAUCGCAAUACUCGCUUGUCUGGUCGUUUUGACUCCCUUGAUUCUGAAGAAGGCGGCCCUGGUCCUGAACGAUCUAUUGAAGGAUGGAUUAUUCUUGUCACUGGCGUUCAUGAAGAGGCACAGGAGGACGAUCUACAAAAUGCAUUUGGUGAAUUUGGGCAAAUGAAGAAUCUACAUUUGAACCUUGAUCGCCGAACUGGUUUUGUCAAGGGGUAUGCAUUGAUUGAGUAUGAAAACCGUGAAGAAGCUCAAGCAGCCAUUAAUGAUAUGAAUGGGAAAGAACUACUGACUCAUACCAUUAAUGUUGAUUGGGCAUUUAGCAGGGGGGCGUUUAGGAAAAGGAAUGCGAGGAAGAGGUCACCUCGCAGGCACCGUUCAAGAAGCCCUAGAAACAGAUUCUAGUAAUCCGUUAUUUUCGAAGAUGAUUAGGUUAUGCUGCUGGUUUAUUCUUUGCAAUGCUACAAUUCAUCCAGACUACCUUGUUUACUAACUUGAAUUUGGAUUUGAACUUGGAAUUUGAACACAUUGUAUUUUCUCCCAAUCUUGUGAGAAUUGUGGAUCCAGCUAGUUUUAUGGUUGGGGGUUUUAGGGCUUGUUUUUUC
Molecule: messenger RNA, 866 nt
Organism: Impatiens glandulifera
Lineage: Eukaryota; Viridiplantae; Streptophyta; Magnoliopsida; Ericales; Balsaminaceae
Product: RNA-binding protein Y14-like
Exons: 4
Coding region: 73-666 (197 amino acids)
Biological process (GO): RNA splicing
Cellular component (GO): exon-exon junction complex; nucleus; cytoplasm
Molecular function (GO): mRNA binding
Source: RefSeq, a predicted model, not a curated record